Colossoma macropomum (tambaqui) is the source of this 1454-nucleotide messenger RNA. It is a transcript of the gene pdcl3, whose product is annotated as phosducin-like 3. Bases 254 to 967 code for a protein of 237 amino acids. The record is from RefSeq and is a predicted model, not a curated record. The transcript has 6 exons. Gene Ontology annotation, cellular component: cytoplasm. NCBI's taxonomy places the organism in Eukaryota, Metazoa, Chordata, Actinopteri, Characiformes, Serrasalmidae. Gene Ontology annotation, biological process: angiogenesis; positive regulation of gene expression; protein folding.
CACUCUCACCACCUUUCAGAGGUUAAACAUUGUCAGAGCACUUCACGUUUUUAUUUACCCCUCUAAACGUUUUUAUCUCUAUGUAAAACCCGCACAUCGGGGGUAGAACCUGAGUUUGAAUCACAGGAGAAAAACCAGGCGAGUUUGUGCGGACUUGUUUCCAGUCGGACGGGAAUCAGCGGCGCUCCUUCUGCGCUGGAGUCUGUCAGAGAGAUCUGGAACUGAGAGGAACUGAGCGAUAAAACACGAAAUAAUGCAGGACCCAAACGAAGACACUGAGUGGAAUGAUAUUCUGCGGAAGAAGGGCAUCCUUCCUCCUAAAGAGACGCCGAAGGAGGAUGAGGAAGAAGAGCAGAUUAUUCAGCAACAGUCCAUUGUGAAGACAUAUGAGAACAUGACCUUGGAGGAGCUGGAGGAGAAUGAGGAUGAGUUCAGUGACGAGGAUGAGGUUGCCAUAGAGAUGUACAGGCAGAAGAGGCUUGCAGAGUGGAAAGCUAACCAGAUAAAGAAUGUGUUCGGGGAAGUGAAGGAGAUUUCUGGUCAGGAUUAUGUUCAGGAAGUGAACAAGGCUGGCACCGGCAUCUGGGUGGUGCUGCACCUCUACAAACCAGGCAUCCCACUGUGCACUCUCAUAAACCAGCACCUUUCAGAGUUGGCCCGAAAGUUCCCACAAACAAAGUUCCUGAAGUCCAUCUCCACCACCUGCAUACCCAACUACCCUGACAGGAACCUUCCCACAAUCUUUGUUUACUUCGAGGGAGAGAUGAAGGCCCAGUUCAUCGGCCCCCUUGUUUUCGGAGGCAUGAACCUGAAGUGUGAUGAGCUGGAGUGGCGGCUGGCAGAAAGUGGUGCGGUGAAGACCGACCUGGAAGAGAACCCAAGGAAGCAGAUCCAGGAUCAGCUGCUGACAUCCAUCCGCUGCUCAAUGCCCAGCCGCAGAGACAGCGACGAAUCUGACGAGGACUGAGCCUCCAUCCCAUGGGUGCCUUCAUAGAGACCCGACAAAUGGAGGUUGACAUGUGAAAACAAAACAGGACUCGGCCAAAUGCAUUUCUAAUGGUGCCAAGGAUUUUUCAUAUCCAAGGAGCCAAAUGCUCCAACAUGUUCCCCUCGACAACACAGCUGUUGUCAGUUUUGAAGAAAGUGUGAAAUGUUAGUGUCGCUGAACAGAGAUGUAUAUCAUGAACACACUCCUAUGUUUAUAUUCUCCUUGUCAUAUUUGGAGGAAGUGUUCCCUCUAGUGGUAAAGAACUGUGCCCAAAGAACUGCAUUGACCUCGGAGACAACAGGAUUUUUGAGUUGACACUUACCAGAAAUACCAGAUAAAGAUAAAUACAAGAUGAAUAUUUUAUUUAUGGCAUGUAUAAUCCAUUAUACAUGUUUAUCAUCAUUGUCUAAACGGUUUUAUAUAAAUGUUAUCAUUGGCUGUCACCAUAAAAACACUUGAUUUAUGA